This is a messenger RNA of Penicillium verhagenii, 999 nucleotides long. RefSeq names its product tyrosine-protein phosphatase. Gene Ontology annotation, molecular function: phosphoprotein phosphatase activity. The record is from RefSeq and is a predicted model, not a curated record. The coding region runs from base 1 to 999 and encodes 332 amino acids. Lineage: Eukaryota; Fungi; Ascomycota; Eurotiomycetes; Eurotiales; Aspergillaceae. The transcript is spliced from 4 exons. Gene Ontology annotation, biological process: dephosphorylation.
AUGGCGCGCUCUUCAAGUAUUGACUUAGACUCGCCCGAUCGGCCAUUUGACAAUAUCAUCAACUUUCGCGAUGUUGGCCGAACAAUCAACCAAUACUGCGGUACACAGAUUUUGAAAGAAGGCGUGCUCUUUCGCAGUGCUAGGCCGGAUGAUGCGUCAGAACGAGAUAAGCGCCGCAUGGCAGACGAGUUCCACAUUGCAACAGUCAUUGAUCUACGAUCAACAACGGAACAUCAAAUGGCGACCCGAAAACGACGUGCAGAAAAUGCGAAUUCAGGCGAAAGUUCCGCGGAUAUUGACUUGACUGGAACACCAGUGCCUGUCAAUGCAGAUGAGCAUUUAUUGCAGAUUCCAGACUCUCAACGUUGCUUGAUCAGUUUGACAGGCAAGGGCUUAGAGCGCACAUUAUUGUGGAAGCUAGACUGGACGAAUUAUAUGUAUGUUACCCAUUCCAAUCCACCCAAAGAAUCACCCCCAAAGGCUUAUCAGUUGCAAUCAUCUAGAAAAGCAAUCACUAUGGCAGCAACGGGUUACCGCAAUGACGCGAUUCGUCUGGUUGGAGAGCAAGUCAUGCAACAACGUGGAUUAACAGGUCUUGCGCAAGACACACUCGACGCCAGUAAGACAGAAUUACGAUCAAUUUUCGAGCUCCUGGGUCAAGACGACACAUACCCCGUUCUGGUACAUUGCACACAGGGCAAGGAUCGGACGGGUCUGAUCAUCUUAAUGAUGAUGCUGCUGGCAGGCGAGACUGUGUCCACUGCUGCUGUCAUCGACGACUAUACCCGGUCCGAGUUAGAGCUUGUCCCGGAAUUUGAGGAGCGCAUGCGCGAAAUUCGGGCGUUGGGUCUUGGUGAAGAAUAUACACGUUGUCCGCCCGAUUUUGUGGAUGCGACAACAGAUUAUCUCCAAAAAUACGGUGGCGUUCAAGGUUAUUUGAAUGGAAUUGGGAUUAAUGCACAAAUGCAGGAACAUAUACGCCAAAAAAUUCUCGCUUAA